CGUAUAGUUCCACGCACAUCUUCUCUCGUGUUUGAGCUUAGGAAUCUGAUUCCUGAAAUUCUGUCUGCUAGAUGGUCCCAUUCAUUCCUCCAGAGUUGGUGAUACCCAUUGUCGAAGAGAUGUAUCAUCUACCCGAUGGAACUGCAGAUAUACAUACCCUCUCCGCCUGUUCCUUGGUCUGCCAGAGCUGGAGAGUGCACUCACAAAGACUUCUUCUAUCUCGUGCCACCAUGCGGAUCUGUGGUCCUCCGGAUGAUGGGCAGAGAUCACUUACUCUACACCAAUGCCUCUCAACCGGGAGCUUAGGGUCGUAUAUACGGGCGUUGGACCUAUCUAUCACUACCAGACGUGGAAGCCUAGGUUCCUUUGCACCACAAGCCACAUCCGCCCUCUCACCCGACGAAUUCGUAUCAGCGGUUGAAUUCUGUCCACACCUUUAUCACCUGUCGCUCAAUAUCAACGCGAUGCAUUCGUUCGAUGCGGAUGCCGUCGAACGUCUGAGCUCUCUGUCUCUCACCAUACGGGCCCUCGAUGUCUCAUUCGGCAGCGUCACUUCGCCCGUAGUUUAUCAGCUUCUCGCGAUAUGGCCUUCCAUUCAAAGUCUGCGUCUCCGAACAGAGAUGAUUGCGCCCCUCCCAUCCGUACGCCCAGACUUCUCGCUGUACGAGUUGUCGCUUCAUAGAUCCGUCCGUCGCGGGGUACUGGAAUGGCUGAUACCUCCUCCGGAUGCGCCCUAUCCCAGUCAUAGAACGCCACUGCGUAUUCUCGAUUUCUGGGAUACGCCGAACGAGGAUAGCCGCGACAUUAUCUUCGCACAUGCUACCAACGUCCGCUCGCUACGUCUCACCUAUCCACCGCCUGCCGGCUUCAUGGAUUCCUUCAACGGUAUACAGGAAUUCGUUUUGCGCACUACACCGGAUCUUCUUCCCCUUCGGCCACUGCCCUCGUCGAUCGAGCAUCUCCACUUCCACAAUUUCUCCUCGCCGAGCUUUGCACACUCCCUUGUCCAUACUACCUCAUGCAUCAGGAGCCUUCCGAAUGUCACCCUCGUGACUGUUAAUAAACCUAUCGCUGAGCGAGAGGACUUCGGAAACUUAGUCAGGGUUUGUGAGGGCAGAGGUAUCGAGAUACGGGUGGAUCCGAAAUUUUAUUAUUUGUAUGAGUAUCCGGUGCCGGUUGAGAGGUUUCCUCGACUGAGGACAAUUGAGAACUUGUACAAGAUGAACUGACUUCACGCCCGAGGCUCGAUAGCAUCUAUCGGGUCGCUCGGUUUGGGCCUCACGACAUUGACGACAUUCUGUAUAUCUAUCUAUGCAUCGUAGGGGCAUCAUUGGUCACUGGUGUUGUGCUCUUGAACAACGACUAUCUUUGACGUGCAAUGCAUCUGCUGAUGGACGAUGUUUGUAGGAUGGUUUAUUUGUGCUAUAUCGCACUGUUCCCACCAGUGGCUUGACUGCACCGUGGUGUUUGUUGUGGUGUUUGUUGUACUUUGGUUGUGCUGUUUCACUGAUGAUUUUCCCCUUUAUGUCGUCACGGUUUCUAUAUAUAUGGGCCGAUCCACCCUUCUGAUUGUAUAUAAAUUCGAACUGUAGUUAAACACUAGCCUUCUGGAAGGAACUAUACUUGCC
Stereum hirsutum FP-91666 SS1 is the source of this 1628-nucleotide messenger RNA. RefSeq lists its product as uncharacterized. The record is from RefSeq and is a predicted model, not a curated record. Lineage: Eukaryota; Fungi; Basidiomycota; Agaricomycetes; Russulales; Stereaceae. The transcript has 3 exons. Bases 72 to 1229 code for a protein of 385 amino acids.